UGGUGCUGUGUGGCGAUGUCCGUUUUCUGGAGCACGUUGUCCUUUUUUGAAAUGUGAAGAGAAGCCAGUGCUCACAGUACAGUUUGUGGAGAGACAAGCAAAUCACCACAGUCAGCAAGCCAAGUGUUGUUUCCUUCAAGUUUUGUUUUGUGCGCCUUUGCUCAGACUGUGCUAAGAUUUGCGUCCUGAGGGACAGUUGGCAGCCAGUCGAAUUGUGAAUGUAAGGUCGUAGAGUUUGACAGCAUUCGAGCGAAGUUCAUGAAGUACUAGUAGUCUUCUGAGCCAUGGAUUUCGGAAGUUUAGAGACACUGAAGCGUCCUCAGUUGCAGCAGCUCUGCAAAAAGUUUGGCUUGAAGGCGACCGGGAAGAAUACAGUGCUGGUUGCAGCGCUGCAAAAGCAUAUUUCUGGGCUUGUCAAGUCACCGUUGUCAUCACCAGCCAAGUCUCCGGGCAAGGAACCGGAAGUUGCCACUCCCAAGCAGAAGAGCCCUGCUCCGUCCCCGGUAGUAUCACCGAGCCAUGCGUCUCCCUCCCCUCCUCGCCCCGGCAAGGCAGUAGCGGCCACCAAGCGCGGUGGCGGCAGGAGAGGGCGGCAGCCGAAAGGGAGGAAGCCGCCGCGGUCGGUUUCCACGUCUCCGUGCUACGCUGACGAUGUGAAGGAUUCAGUGUCAGAAGAUGUCCCGGCCGACCAUGCUGCUGCUGCGAUGGAGGUGGUGGUGAAACGCCGGGUGCGAGGUCGAAAGGCACGGAAACCAUCUGCCGGUGCUGAUGAUGCUGACAGUACUAGUCACAGUCCGUCUGCUGCAGCUUUGGCAGGAGUGCAGUCAACUAAGCGUCGUCGCUCUGAAGUCGGGUCCAGUCCUCAGCCAACUCCGAAGCGAAGUCGGACGGUUACUGCCACAUCGCCUGCCGCUACUCUUACAACAUCUCCCUCUUCGCCAAGUAAGGGUGUAUCCGUUGUCGUCACCAAGUACUCAAAGACAACGUCACCUAGAUCCGGCACAAAGGUGAAAGCUGCGGGUACGAGAUCUCGAGGCUCAUCUGGGUCUAGUGCUGGCCAGCGCACAACACCUUCGUCAUCAAGACAAGCUACUCCGGUCACCAGCCCAUCUCUAUCAGCAGCUGUUGCCGCCGUGUCGAAGUCUAAGCGUGCCUCGUCGUCGCCACUGAAAUCUCCCGUUGUGAGUCUGACUCGUAGCACACGCACACCUCCAACAAGUGCUGGCAAAGUUACCAUGUCCACAAAUACCGGCAGUGGGCGUAAGCGUUCAUCAGCUACGAAGAACUCCGGGCAGAAGAGAUCGGCCAGCAAACGAGGCAAACAAGCCAGAUCCAGUGCAGCGUCACCUGUUCAGUUCUCCGCCACCAGUGCUGAUUCCCUGUCACCACCGUCGGGGAGAUCGUCUCGUCGAAGUACAUUCACUGUCACGCCGUCCCCACCACCACAACCACCGUCGACAUCUGCAACCGGUCCCUCUGCUGCAAGGACAUCGACUGGGAAACGUUCCCGCUCCGGGUCUCGGGCGGGCAGUUUAUCGGCCAAGUCACAUGACCAGUCAUCAGCCUCAUCAGUCGCAUCUCCUCCAACUUGGCAGUCACCGGGUGUGUCCAUGGACGCCAUGAAGGCCUCCAUCCUUGCGGAUCUCGAUCAAAAAGUGGCAUCCAAGCUGCCGCCGGCACCGGUCGACACUAAGAUCCCUCGCAUCGGCUCUUUGACGUCCAUAACAGGUGGUGGGAAAGGCAAGCCAGUGUCUGGGAAGGACUGGGACAAGAUUCACAACAAGAACUUCCAGAGGAUGAAGUCCAUUGAGGAUGACUUGCGCUCUCGCCAGGCUCGCCGAGAAAAACUGACAGCUAGUGGGAAAGGAAGCACCUUGUCUGCGCGCAAACCAGCUCCUAAGCCCAAGACCGACUCCAAGAGCAUACCGAUCUUCAAAAUGCCCGACAGCAAAAAGAAGAUAAGCUUUACUUUUGGCGGAAAGGCACCAACUGUGGUGAAAGCGGCUGUUAGCAAAGCAGCUACCACCAAGGCAGCCUUGGUGAAUGUCUUCACUGGAACGUCAUUACGUGGUUCAGCUGCUGCUGCGGCUAGCAAUCGCAACACACCGCGAAGGGCAAUUGGCACUACUUCCGCCGCCGCCACCGCUGGCAAGAGCAGUUCAGCAACCAACAGCAAAACAGCCAAAAGUAGCUCAGACGCCCCCACCGACACCACCAAAAACAGUUUGACACGGGCAUCCAUGUCGUCAAGCCGAGCUUCAUUAGCUCCUGCCUGCACACCGAUGAAGCCUGAUGACCGGUCCAAGUCCAAUGUUAAGUCUGCACGGCGCUUCUCGUUCGCAUCACCUGGAUUCAAAUCGCCCGCCGCCCCGAAGCCAAAGUUUGACUUGAAGGCCAGCUUACAGCGCCAGCUAUCCUACAAACCCUAUGCUGGUCCAUUGAAGAAGAAAGCAGAAGAUGGUGUCAAGCCAUCAACAUCUGUCAGCCACCUCAAGUCGCCGAGUGUGAAGGUGUUCAGAGAGAAAGGGUCACCAGCGAAGGAGUUUAAAAGACCACCUGUUCGCGACCACAGAGCGGAAAGCCGUCAGAAGCUGCAGCAGCGUAUGAAGUCCCAGCGUGGCAGUCUAGCAAUGGCCAACAGAGGUCUGGCCACGUAGGCAUCUGCAGGUACGCCGAGCGUUGUAUGCUGGCAUCAGUCAGUGUAACCACUGUAACAAAUCCCCAAGUCCCCUAUUGCCCCCCUCCCCCCCCCCCCCCCCCCCUUACCUUUUUCUAGUCUAACAGAAAUCUUGAGACUGUCUUUGAUCUCUGCCACCACUACUGCUGCUGCUGCUGCUUCUGCUUCUGCUGCCACCGCUGCUGCUGGAAUGUGAGCAGUGUCUGGUGUCCGCUUUGAGUUUAGCUUCUGCAAUCGUCUGGACUCUUGCCAAGACAGGGAACACCAGUGUGUGUGUGUGUGUGUGUGUGUGUGUGUUUGUGUGUGGUGUGUGUGUGUGUGUGUGUGUGUGCUCUAGCAUCGCUAUUCUUAGUACUGACAAACGUAACAUGACAAGAGAGCGUACACACUCUCAAUGGCUUUUUUUCUCUUACUCCGCUGCUGACAUUAUAUUUGCACAUGUUUCUAUUACUGCACGACGCCAUCGCCACAGCGUUAAAUAUGUACUGGUAAAACAUGAUUCUCUCGCAACUUCAUUUUGGUCUUAUCUACCAUUCUACCGUAUCCUACCGUCCGCAACCGAAUAUACCUCUGCAUGAAAGCGUCCGAAAAUAGAAAAUAAAUUAAAAACAAGAUGGCGCCCACUGACUGACAAUCUUCAUGAAACUGCAUACAACGUAGCACCCGCAUACCGCACAUUUCACGUCCACUUGCUAUCUUUGAUUACCUGACGCUGGCUGCUCAUCUUUUUUUCUGCUUCUUUAUUUGGCACACGUGACGUUGCAGUUAGCUAUUAAUCUUCUACUUAGUUCUAGUCCUGCUGCAGCCUGGCCUAGUUCCUGUAGGUCUUCAGUCUUCAUAGGUUUGUUCCAGUUGUAUCACUCUGUUGAUUUCAUCAUGACGGUGAUAUAUUAUGACGUUAUGUUGGAAACUAA
Molecule: messenger RNA, 3591 nt
Organism: Sycon ciliatum
Lineage: Eukaryota; Metazoa; Porifera; Calcarea; Leucosolenida; Sycettidae
Product: mucin-19-like
Exons: 11
Coding region: 285-2657 (790 amino acids)
Biological process (GO): establishment of mitotic spindle localization; mitotic chromosome condensation; mitotic cytokinesis
Cellular component (GO): nucleolus; microtubule; mitotic spindle
Molecular function (GO): microtubule binding
Source: RefSeq, a predicted model, not a curated record